AUGGAAUUAUUUAACGACACUGAACCUAUUAAUGCUACAACUUACGAAGCAUUAAAUGAAUUAUUGAAUAUAUUAAAUGAAUUAAAUGAUACAAUGAAUAAAGAUUAUCAAAGUGGUAUAGGUCAUAGGCUAAUAUUUGACACAGAUUCUCCAGAUAAAGCAA
Messenger RNA from Dentiscutata erythropus, 163 nucleotides. The record is from the annotation of a GenBank genome assembly. NCBI's taxonomy places the organism in Eukaryota, Fungi, Glomeromycota, Glomeromycetes, Diversisporales, Gigasporaceae.